AUGGCAUCCCCGACCACUGGCUACUCUAUAAAUGUGAAUGAUCCUAGCUUGAUCUCACUGGUCAACAAGCUUCAAGAUGUGUUUUCUACAGUCGGCGUCCACAACCCCAUCGACUUGCCCCAGAUUGUCGUCGUCGGAUCGCAGUCGAGUGGAAAGAGUUCAGUACUAGAGAACAUUGUCGGUCGUGAUUUCUUGCCUCGUGGUUCCGGAAUUGUCACUCGGAGACCUCUCAUUCUGCAACUUAUCAACAGACCCGCUACCGCGCAAACAAAUGGCGACAAGAAGCUCGAGACCACCGAUAGCGAGUCCAACGUCGAUGAGUAUGGCGAAUUCCUACACAUGCCUGGCCAGAAGUUCUUCGAUUUCAACAAGAUUCGCGAGGAGAUCGUCCGUGAGACUGAGACCAAGGUUGGCCGCAAUGCCGGUAUCUCACCUGCUCCGAUCAACCUUCGAAUCUACUCGCCCAACGUCCUCACCCUGACCCUUGUCGAUCUGCCCGGGUUGACCAAGGUGCCCGUCGGAGACCAACCGAAGGAUAUCGAGCGUCAGAUUAAGGACAUGGUGCUCAAGUACAUCAGCAAGCCCAACGCCAUCAUCCUUGCCGUGACUUCGGCCAACCAGGAUCUGGCCAACUCUGAUGGUCUGAAGCUCGCGCGUGAGGUAGAUCCGGAGGGCCAGCGCACCAUCGGUGUGUUGAGUAAGGUUGAUCUGAUGGACGAGGGCACUGAUGUCGUGGAUAUUCUCGCUGGACGAAUUAUCCCCCUGCGCCUGGGUUACGUUCCCGUUGUUAACCGUGGCCAGCGUGAUAUUGAGAACAAGAAGCUCAUUGCCUACGCUUUGGAGAACGAGAAGAAUUUCUUCGAAAACCACAAGGCUUACCGAAACAAGGCAUCCUAUUGCGGUACUCCCUACCUUGCUCGGAAAUUGAACUUGAUCCUUAUGAUGCAUAUUAAGCAAACUCUGCCCGAUAUCAAGGCUCGUAUUUCCUCCUCGCUGCAGAAAUAUACUACCGAGCUGUCACAACUUGGCGAUUCAAUGCUUGGCAACAGCGCCAACAUUAUCCUCAAUAUCAUUACUGAGUUCAGCAAUGAAUACCGCACGGUAUUGGAAGGCAACAACCAGGAGCUAUCCAGCAUCGAACUCUCGGGUGGUGCUCGUAUUAGCUUCGUGUUCCACGAGCUCUACUCAAAUGGUGUCAAGGCUGUGGAUCCCUUCGAUCAAGUGAAGGACAUCGAUAUUCGCACUAUUCUCUACAACUCGUCGGGUUCAUCCCCGGCCCUGUUCGUCGGAACCACUGCCUUUGAAUUGAUUGUGAAGCAACAAAUCAAGCGACUGGAAGACCCUAGCACCAAGUGUAUUUCGCUGGUCUAUGACGAGCUGGUGCGCAUCCUCGGCCAACUGCUUAACAAGCAGCUGUUCCGUCGCUAUCCGAUGCUGAAGGAGAAAUUCCAUGCCGUUGUCAUUGCUUUCUUCAAGAAGUGCAUGGACCCCACCAACAAGUUGGUUAAAGAUCUGAUCAGCAUGGAAGCCACCUAUAUCAACACUGGCCACCCCGACUUCCUCAACGGUCACCGCGCUAUGGCUAUCGUCAACGAACGCCAGCAGGCCGCCAAGCCUACCCAGGUCGAUCCGAAGACUGGCAAGCCUCUGCCCCCUCGUGCGCAGAGCCCAUCUCUGGAUACCACUGGCGAGGCCGGCAAUCAGAGUGGAUUCUUCGGUAGCUUCUGGGCUUCCAAGAACAAGAAGAAGAUGGCUGCCAUGGAAGCUCCGCCACCUACCCUUAAGGCCUCUGCCAGUCUGUCCGAGCGCGAAGCCACUGAGGUCGAAGUGAUCAAGCUCUUGAUUACCUCCUACUUCAACAUCGUCAAGCGUACCAUGAUCGACAUGGUUCCUAAGGCCGUCAUGUACACCCUCGUCCAGUUCACCAAGGAUGAGAUGCAGCGCGAGCUUCUAGAGAACAUGUACCGCAACAAUGAGCUAGACGACUUGCUAAAGGAGAGCGACUACACCAUUCGCCGGCGGAAGGAAUGCCAGCAGAUGGUCGAGAGCCUGGGCCGCGCCAGUGAGAUCGUCAGUCAGGUCCAGUAA
This is a messenger RNA of Penicillium macrosclerotiorum, 2088 nucleotides long. Its product is annotated as dynamin-like GTPase vpsA. Gene Ontology annotation, biological process: peroxisome organization. The coding region runs from base 1 to 2088 and encodes 695 amino acids. Gene Ontology annotation, molecular function: microtubule binding; GTPase activity; GTP binding. The transcript has 8 exons. Gene Ontology annotation, cellular component: cytoplasm; peroxisome; microtubule. NCBI's taxonomy places the organism in Eukaryota, Fungi, Ascomycota, Eurotiomycetes, Eurotiales, Aspergillaceae. The record is from RefSeq and is a predicted model, not a curated record.